Molecule: messenger RNA, 1565 nt
Organism: Pseudonaja textilis
Lineage: Eukaryota; Metazoa; Chordata; Lepidosauria; Squamata; Elapidae
Gene: NKIRAS1
Product: NFKB inhibitor interacting Ras like 1
Biological process (GO): negative regulation of canonical NF-kappaB signal transduction; Ral protein signal transduction
Molecular function (GO): GTPase activity; GTP binding; GTPase activating protein binding
Source: RefSeq, a predicted model, not a curated record
GGAUUUCUACCGGUAGUAGUCUGAAAGAAAAUGGGAAAAGGCUUCAAAGUGUUGGUUUGUGGAAUGUGUUCAGUGGGAAAGACGGCCAUCUUGGAACAAGUUCUGUACGGUAAUCACACUAUUGGUGAAGAGUGCAGCAGAACUAUGGAAGAUGUAUAUGUCGCUAUGGCUGAAACAGAUCGAGGACUAAAAGAACAAUUACGCCUGUAUGACACCCAAGGACUGCAAGGAGACGAAGAUUUCCCCAAACAUUAUUAUUCUAUGGCAGAUGGCUUUGUUCUAGUGUAUGCUGUAAAUAGUCUGGAAUCUUUUGAGAAAGUUAAUUGGCUCAAAAAGGAGAUUGACAAGUUCAGAGAAAAGAAAGAGUGGCCAAUUAUUGUUUUAGGUAAUAAAACUGACCUUUUGGAGGAAAGACAAGUACAGAGUGAAAUUGCACAGCAGUGGGCUAGGAUUGAGAUGGUGAAGUUAUGGGAAGUGACAGUAGCGGAUCGAAGGACAAUGAUGGAACCUUUUGUGGUAUUAGCAAGCAAACUUUACCAAUCACAGAACAAGUUGACAUUUUCUUUCUCCCGUCGGAGACCCAAAUGCAAUAAGGAAGACUACUGAAUGCCCUUAUGCUUCCCACUGGGCCAAGAAUCUGCUGUGGCUUUUGCAUUUCCAGAGUUGUUCAUUUCUAGAACAACUAAAGCAGUUCUCACAGAUCACAAUGAGAAUGGCAUCUGAAAUCAUUUCAUAAAAACACUGACAUGAUCAUAGUUGUCUGUCUUCAAUAAUAUGUUCAUGGAAUGCAAACUGGAGAAUGUUUGAGUUCAGAAAAAAAGACUUUUUCUAAAGGGGGCAUUUUAGAAUCAUUGGAAAUACUGCCACCUCAUUUAGCAUUUCAGAAAAGAAAUGAAAGAAUAAGGUAAAAAGUUGUUUAUUUUGAUCAUACAUUGUAUAGCUUUAUUCAUUGUGCUACAAAAAAUUACUUAUGAAAAAGAGAAGCCAACAGAAUUGGGUGCAGUUGACCUUCACUACCUUUAUUAAAAAUUGUUCUAAUACCAUUAGCACUGAUGCUUUUGGAUGAACCACUGUUAUUUCUAUUGAUUAUCAUCAAGCACCCUUCCCCAAUUUCAAAAGUCCACUAAUAUCUGUCCCUGUGCAGAGACAGCAACCUCCUGAAAUAGAGAGGACAGCAUCAGAAAAAAAAUAGUAACUUGGUUCAUUUAAAAGGCUGUAGCAAUGCUUCUCAAUCUCAGCAACUAUAAGAAGUGUGUGUUUGUAAUUCCUAGAAUUUCCCAGUAUACGUAAGUCUUAAAAGUAACUAUUAAAAAAUACAGGACUAUGUUAGAGUGUUUGAUUCUGGCUUAGCACAUUGUUUGACAUUUAUUCCAUAAACUAUGAUUUAUGGCUUAACAUAUUGACUGAAAUCAGCCAGUCUGUACAGGAAAAAAAUGAGUAAUACUAGGGGAAAGGAUUCUUCCAUCUGUUUUAGGUCUAAGCAACCUAUCUUUUACUUCAAUUGUAUUUAUCGUUGCCAUACAAUUAAAGUGCCUUAAAAUAUGUUAACAUAAAAAUGAAUACAG